Messenger RNA from Prunus armeniaca (apricot), 2307 nucleotides. Lineage: Eukaryota; Viridiplantae; Streptophyta; Magnoliopsida; Rosales; Rosaceae. The record is from the annotation of a GenBank genome assembly.
AUGAGGGGACUAGUCAUGGUGGUCAAUGAGAGGUGUCAUCAGAUGGUGCUGACACGUCAAAAUUUGACAAUGGAAGUGAGACUGAUUCUAAGGUAUAGAAGAGAUGUGGAUUUGAAAAAUCCUGAGUUUAGAUUAGGAAUGAAGUUUGCAAACAAAAAACUUCUGAUAGAGGCUAUCAAGGAGCUUGCAAUUAUAGAGGGUAGAGAAGUAUAUGGAUUAAGGAUUAAUAGAGAGGAAGGGACAUUUGCUAUAAAAACUUUGAGCCUAGAACAUCAGUGUGGAAGAGUGGACAAGCUUAGGCAUACUACAUCAAAAUGGCUUUGUGACAGAUAUGCAAACAUGCUGAGGCGCAACUUAGACUUUGAUCUGAAAUCAUUUAAACAAGAUGUGUUGGCAUAUUACAAAAUAAAUGUCACCAAACUUCAAGGUAGUACAGUGAAGAUUAAAACUCAGAUUGUGAAGGGUGAGACAGUGUUUCAAAGAAUAUAUGUGUGCUUGACUACCUGUAAGAAGGGAUUUUUACAAGGUUGCAGACCUGUUAUUGGUGUUGAUGGUUGCCAUUUGAAAGGGCCUUAUCUUGGACAGAUCUUGACGGCUGUUGGGGUGGAUGGGAACAAUGGUUAUUUCCCAGUAGCUUAUGCAGUGGUUGAUAUUGAGAGUAAAGACUCUUGGAUUUGGUUUUUCAAUCUUCUUAUUGAAGAUUUGGAGAUUACAAAUGGACAAGCUUGGGUAGUGAUUAGUGACAAACAAAAUAGACUUGUACUUGCCAUUGAGAGAGUACUUCCAACUGCAGAGCAUAGGAUAUGUGUGAGACACCUGUACAGUAACUUUAGGGCAUCACAUAUUGGUCUUGCUCUUAAACAUAUAUUAUGGGCUGCAGCAAGAGCUACAACUGUGCCUUGGUGGGAGGCAGAAAUGGAGAAGAUGAAAAAUGAGGAUGAGGAAGCAUGGAAGUGGUUGAAGAAGAGACUUGCAAGAAAUUGGAGCAGAUCUCACUUCGGAUCACAUUUUAAAUGUGAUCUUUUGUUGAAUAAUCUAUGUGAAAGUUUCAAUGCAGCCAUACUAGAUACAAGGGAUAAGACAAUUUUGAGUUACUUGGAGAGGAUAAGGGUGUAUGUGAUGCUUAGGAUGGCUAGUAGGAGGUCUGCAUAUCAGAAUUGGAGAUACUCUGUUGGGCCUAGGAUCUUCAAGAUAAUUGAGAAGAACAAGUUAGGUUCAUCACAAUGCAUUCCUAGAUUGGCUGGUGAGCAAUUGUAUCAAGUGAGCCACAUUUAUGGUGGAGAAUUUGUUGUAGACCUUAGAGCAAAGACAUGCUCUUGUAGGAGGUGGAAUUUAUGUGGAAUACCAUGUCCCCAUGCAAUCUCAGCAAUAUUUCAAAGAUGUGAAAACCCAAUUGCCUAUGUGGAUGCUUGUUAUAAGCUGAAGACUUAUAUGAAGGCUUAUGAACCAGUGAUUCACCCAAUCCCUUCAAUGAACCAAUGGAGUAAAUGUGGCCUUCUUCCAGUUAAACCUUUACUUUUUAAGCAACAACCGGGUAGGCCUAAAAGAGUUAGGACGAAGGAGCCUGGUGAGGUUGAAAUACCAGCCCCCAUCCCACCAAACCUUAUAUCUCCAAAUUAUAUUGCCCCACUAGCCAAGUUUAGAAGGGUUUUCAUUGAAAUAAGAUGUCGUGGAUGCGGUCAAAAAGGCCAUAAUAGGGCAACAUGUGACAAACAAAACAAAGAAACCCAACAGGUUCAUGCAUAUUCAACCCAAAUGGAGCAUGGUUCUUCUUCUAACACAGUAAAAGGGAGAGGCAUAAGCAGAGGGAGAGGCAUAAGUAGAGGAAGAGGAAAUGUUGCUCAAGCUACUGCUGACCCUAAUUCUCUACAAAGUAUGGCAAGAGGUAAUAGAGAAGGAGGCAGAGGCAUAAGUAGAGGAAGAGGCAAUGUUGCUCAAGCUACUGCUGACCCUAAUUCUCUACAAAGUAUGGCAAGAGGUAAUAGAGAAGGAGGCAGAGGCAUAAGUAGAGGAAGAGGCAAUGUUGCUCAAGCCCCUGUUUACCCAAAUUCACAAGAAAGUGUGACCGGAGGUAAUGGACAAGAAGUCUUACCAUCUUCACAUAUUGGCUUAGGAAGAGGUUUACCAUCUUCAAAGCUAAGUGCAAUUAGAGGUAGAGGCUUAGGAAAAGGCAUGGGGGCUGGAAGAGGCUUACUAUCUUCACGAUCAACUAUAGGUGGCAAGAGGAAGGGGACAAGGAGGACCAGCUUUGAACAACAUUUUCCCAUGAUAAUAACAUGGCCUCAAUAUAGGGGAAAUUAUUGCUAA